This is a messenger RNA of Penicillium vulpinum, 2121 nucleotides long. RefSeq names its product E1 ubiquitin-activating protein ubaB. The record is from RefSeq and is a predicted model, not a curated record. Gene Ontology annotation, molecular function: SUMO activating enzyme activity. Gene Ontology annotation, cellular component: cytoplasm; SUMO activating enzyme complex. The annotation marks the transcript as partial. The transcript is spliced from 9 exons. Lineage: Eukaryota; Fungi; Ascomycota; Eurotiomycetes; Eurotiales; Aspergillaceae. Gene Ontology annotation, biological process: protein sumoylation.
GAAAACCCACAUGUGAGGGCUCCUAGCAACUUGGAAGUGCCGUCAUCGUCAACGGCCACUGUUUCCGGUUCAGCGUUUCCCUUCUUUCACUUUGUUCCCUUUAGAUUUGUCUCCCUUCUUUGUCCUUUUUCCCCUUCACAAUUUCUAAAAUAUACCCAACUCUACAUCACUAUCUCACUAUCUCAGCCACCUGUCCGCGAUCAUUAUCUACUGCCCGCCAUGCGGGAUAGCUCCCUUAAGCGCUCCCUUGGGGUGGACCUCACCCGCUCCCUCAAAGAGUCACGCGUUCUUCUCGUCGGCGCAGGCGGCAUUGGCUGUGAGCUACUGAAAAACCUCGUCCUCACCGGGUUUGGUGAAAUCCACAUUAUUGAUCUUGAUACCAUUGAUUUGAGCAAUCUCAAUCGUCAGUUCCUUUUCCGACAUGAGCAUAUCAAGAAAUCAAAGGCCUUGGUUGCCAAGGAAGUUGCGCAAAAGUUCCGGUCCGACGCAAAGCUCGAGGCCUACCAUGCGAACAUUAUGGACACCCAGUUCAACGUCUCGUGGUUCGAAUCCUUCAACGCCGUCUUCAAUGCGCUGGACAACAUCGCCGCAAGGCGUCAUGUGAACAAGAUGUGCCUCACUGCCAAUGUGCCCUUGAUCGAAAGCGGCACUACAGGCUUUAAUGGCCAGGUUCAAGUUAUUCAGAAGUCGCAAACCGAAUGCUAUGACUGCACCCCAAAAGAAACCCCCAAGUCGUUUCCCGUGUGUACGAUCCGGAGCAACCCCAGCCAGCCAAUUCACUGCAUCGUGUGGGCGAAGAGCUUCCUCUUGCCGGAACUUUUUGGCGAUAGCGAAGAUGAGGCACCGGAGGUGGACAAGACAGAAAACGCAGAUAACGGUUGGUUUGAUUUUAUCUCUCAAUUCGGCGCCGAAACUGACAUCCGGCUAGAAAAUGAAAUUGCGGAGCUGCGGAAGGAAGCACUGGAGCUCAAAGAGUUGCGACAAUCGAUCGGCACCGAGGAAGCCCACCACAAGGUCUUUGAUAAAGUUUUUCGAAGGGACAUAAUACGAUUACAGGGCAUGGAGGAAAUGUGGAAAGAAAGGGAGCGACCAGAGCCCCUUGACUUUACUCAACUUCAAGAAGAAUCCGCUUCGAUUGCCUCGACGAUCUCCACAGAUGACCAGAAAGUGUGGACAUUAGAGGAGAAUUUCAGUGUUUUCAAGGAUAGCUUGAACCGGUUGACUCAUCGUCUGAAGCAACUUCAUGAAAAUAACACCCUAAACCAAGAUUCCCCGAUCAUAACAUUCGAUAAAGAUGACGUGGACACUUUGGACUUUGUUACCGCAACAGGUAAUCUACGAGCUGCUAUUUUCAACGUUGAGCUCAAAUCAAAAUUCGAUGUCAAGCAGAUGGCGGGCAAUAUAAUUCCUGCCAUUGCAACUACUAAUGCCAUGACGGCUGGACUAUGUGUUCUUCAGUCAUUGAAAGUGUUUCAAAACAAGUUGAUGCAUGCCAAAAUGGUCUUCCUGGAGAGAUCCGGUGCUCGUGUGAUCAAUUCAGACUCGUUGAACCCCCCAAACCCUGAUUGCAAAGUCUGUUCCCCUGUGGUGGCUCGUGUCGAAAUUGACCCCGAGCUAGCAACCCUUGAACACCUCAUCCAAGACGUUCUUCGGGUGGAGCUUGGUUAUGGCGAAUAUCUUUCUGUUGGCCUUGGCACUCAACUGAUCUACGAGCCCGACUUCACCGACAAUCUCACGAAAAAGUUGUCUGACCUAGGCAUUACGAAUGAAAGCUUCAUCACGGUAUACGAUGAGAAUGAACCAGAGCGAAUCAAUCUCGAACUAGUAGUUAUGGCAAGAAAUGAGCCGAAUUCUGAUGACUCCAAGCCUGCAACGCUGAAAAAGAUGGUCGAGAUACCCCCGAAGCCCACGAAGCCUGCCGAGCCUUCUCCCGUUCUUCCAGCAACUACCGAUGAUGCAACUGUGUCUGGGAAACGCAAGCGUGAGGGCUCAAGUGACGAGCUGGAACGAGCCAGUCACGAUGCCAAACGGCUCGCUAGUGCAUCCAUUCCUGAUUCCAAGGGCAUUGAAGCUAUCGUCCUUGACGAUGACGAGGGAGGUGCCAUUAUGAUCGACGAUUGA